GUGAGAGCCUGCUUGCCUAGCUCUCAGUAGUGCUCAAAGAAAUCUCAUAACACACACACAUGCCAUUUAUGUAGAGGAUGCCAACCCAAACUGAAGGUACCGAUCUGUUGUGGUGCUCCCUUGCUACCUUUGCCUCUGAGCAGCCAUGAUGAGAGACACAGAGCCUGGAGGGAAAUGAAAGAGAGAGGUAGAGAGAAAGAGAGAGAAUAACAGAGCGAGGGAGAGAGUGAGGGAGAGAGAGCUUUCAGCCUCCAGUCUUGCCUCUCCUCUGUCUGCUGCUGCUCCUGCUGCUGCUGCUUCGUUUCAGCCAGAGCCAGAGACUGAGCUGGUGUUUUUCUCAGUUAUCUACAGAUAGACAGACCAGUGAGUUGUGAACAGUACAGUACUUCUGUCACACCACUGCCAUGACUCUACUGAUGUGAGUCAGAAGAGAGAGUUCCCCCUGUCCACCACCUCUCUACGGCUACAGCGCCGGAACCCUGCAGCCACAGGCAGAUAGCUACAGAGAAGACUGGUGACCACUCUAAGAGUCCCAGUGAGGAGCAUGUGGUGAGGGCCAUGUCUCUGGAGAUGGAGAAGAGUGUCACUAAGUUGAUGUACGACUUCCAGAGGAACUCUACUUCUGACGACGACUCAGGCUGCGCGCUGGAGGAAUACGCCUGGGUGCCCCCUGGCCUCAGCCCUGAACAGGUGCAUCAGUACUACAGUUCUCUACCUGAGGACAGGGUGCCGUAUGUGAACAGCCCAGGAGAGAAGCACCGCAUCAAACAGCUGAUUCACCAGCUGCCCCCACACGACAACGAGGUCCGAUACUGUAACGCGCUGGACGACGAGGAGAAGAGGGAGCUCAAGCUCUUCAGUAACCAGAGGAAAAGGGACAACCUGGGCCGAGGCAAUGUCCGCCCUUUCCCACUGUCCGUCAGUGGGGCCAUCUGUGAACAGUGUGGGGGCCAGAUAAAUGGAGGGGACAUUGUGGUGUUUGCGUCACGGGCAGGCCACGGCCUGGUGUGGCACCCUCAAUGCUUUGUGUGCAGCAUGUGUGAGGAGCUCCUGGUGGACCUCAUCUACUUUCACCAGGAAGGGAAGAUCUACUGCGGCCGGCACCAUUCAGAGAUGCUCAAACCCCGCUGCUGUGCCUGCGAUGAGAUUAUCUUUGCUGAUGAGUGCACAGAGGCAGAGGGCAGGCACUGGCACAUGAAGCACUUCUGCUGCUAUGAGUGUGAGGCUCCGCUGGGUGGCCAGCGCUACAUCAUGAAGGAUGGACGUCCACACUGCUGCCACUGCUUUGAGUCCCUGUAUGCAGAGUACUGCGACGCCUGCGGUGAACACAUAGGCAUUGACCAGGGCCAGAUGACGUAUGAUGGGCAGCAUUGGCACGCCACAGAGGAGUGUUUCUGCUGUGCCCGCUGUAAGCGUUCCCUCCUGGGGCGCCCCUUCCUGCCCAAACAGAGACAGAUCUACUGCUCACGCUCCUGCAGCGCCGGACAGGACCCAGACGAGUCAGACUCAUCUGACUCAGCCUUCCAGAGUGCCCGCUCCCGUGAGUCUCACCACAGCAUCAAGAUUCUAAAACCGGAGCGCCGAAAUGCCGAGCAGGAGCGUCGCCAGCCAGCGCCCAUGACUGAUCGUCUGUCUGUUGAGGUGGACCCCCUGUCUAUCCAGAUGGACCGUCUGAGCCUUGGCUCUAGCCAGACACCCAGUCGAACACCCAGCCGCACACCCAGUCGCGCCCCCAGCCGCACCCCUAGUCUCAACCAAGUGUGGAUGAGCCGGGAUGAACCUUACCCCCCAGCCUAUGAGACAGCCUACGAGGGCUCCCAGCAGGAUGCCUCUCCAACCCCCACAUCCCUGCUCCUGGGCCUGUGUAACCCCAGGAAAGGCUACAGCCCUAGCCCCCACAACCCCCUGCCCCCAGCCCAGAGCCCUGUCAACCCAGGAAAAAGGCCUGAGUCCAGGGCUAAAGAGCAGGGCAACACCAAGCGAACGCCCAUGGCGGCACUGAGGGGCCAAUCCUUCCAGGACAACUGGAUCCACCACAGCCAGGACGAGUUCCGCCCACCCAAGCUGAGGACCCAGAUGAGCUUCAACGAGGUGUCCAGCCAAGGCCAGGGCUUCCCAGACAAGAGGAGCAUCAGCAUGCAUGGCUUCCAGAGGGACAGCAGGCCCCCCCUGACCAGGACCAGGAAAGCAAUGAGCAACGGCAUGAGCUUCACAGAGCCCCUCACCCCUCUGGAACAGACCCCCCGAGGAUCUAUGGAGUCUCUGGCCCUGUCCAAUGCUACAGGUAACUCACUGGAUGGGGUAAGUAAGCGUCAAGAGCACCUGUCCCGAUACUCCAUGCCAGACCUUAGUAAGGACUCUGGGAUGAAUGUGUCUGAGAAGAGUAACAUUGGCACACUGGGUUCCUCUGUCCAAUUCCGCAGCUCUGAGUCCCUGACCUCUCGGCCCUACGGGUACCUGAAUGCGCCUGUGCAGGUGGGGUACCCCCUGGGGUACUGGGAUUCCCCCCAGCCCCUGGCCUUUAAGGGUACAGGUCGCGUGGGCCUAAUGGGGAGUAGUGGUAACCUCCGCAUGACCCCCAUGAGUGAGAGGAUCCCUCGUCGUCGGCCGAAUGGGCCAGAGCCCAUACAGCAACAACAACCAACACAAUCACGGCGACGCAAACACCGUGGCAAUGGUAAUGAUGGAAACGGCAACCACCGCAGCAGCGGUCGCCACUACCAGCGUUCUCAACGCUCACGCUCUGACAAUGCCCUCCACCUGGCGGCCGACCGGGGAAGUCAUAUGAUGGAACCCCCGCACCGUCGUGUUCAGGAGGACUAUGACCGUUUCCCCGCCGGCCGUACCGCCCGAGACCUGUUUGGGGUGGAGGGCAUAGGCGGGUACAGACAGCAGCCUUACCGACCCUGCCCCCGCACCACCUCAGACCUCACCCUGCACAAUGCAGCAGGGGGUGGGGGGAUGCAGACGCUGGGCCUUGGGGGACCACACUUGGGUGGGGAGGGAUACGGGGAGGGGGCGGACCCCUGGUGCUCCAGCUGCUCCUCAUCCUCUGAGUCUGAAGAAGACGAGGGGUACUUCCUGGGUGAGCCCAUCCCCAGACCUGUCCAGCUACGUUACCUCCACAAUGAGGAGCUGCGCCACAGAUACAGCCCUACAGGGAUGGGAGGGAUGGGGGGCCACCAUGGACCCAUACAUGGACCCCUACAUGGACCCCUACAUGGAGGAAACCAAGGGCAGCUGCACGGACAGCUCCACAUGCGCCAGAGGAGGAAGAGCAAGAACUGCAUCAUCUCAUAGAGAGAGUUAGGGAUGGUGAGAAAGGAGAGAGAGGGAGUGGGAGGGAGACAGAGAAAGAGAAAGUGAGAAAGGAAGGAGAGGGAGUGGGAGGGGGAGAGAGAAAGGGGGGAGAGAGAGUAUAUGAAAGAGUGAUUGUGUGUGUGUCAAAGAGAGGCCUAUAUAUAUUUGAUGUGUGUGAGUUACACAACUAGCUCUAUGUGGUGUGGGGGGCUCAUACGCCUACACAGUAUGAGCUAAUCAGGACAAGAAGCCUGCAAUGGACUGGCUUCUUAAACAACCGCAAUGUUUACAAUAACUGGAGUCAGGUGACUAACAAUUGGGAAAAACAUCACAUUUGUAUUGUUAACCGUUUAUUAUUAUAUAGCCCAAGAAAGGUUACGGCAUUUGAUUGAUAAACAGAGUGUGUGCGUGUGCGUGUGCGUGUGCGUGCGUGUGUGUGUGUGUGUGUGUGUGUGUGUGUGUGUGUGUGUGUGUGUGUGUGUGUGUGUGUGUGUGUGUGUGUGUGUGUGUGUGUGUGUGUGUGUGUGGUCCUUCCACAGAUACAUAACAGAAAUAUGGGACUUAUUCAUAACAUUUUACCACUGUAGUAAAUUUACCAGCUGUUAUUUAAAACCAGUUUAAACAUUUAUAGAAAUUGGAUUUAUGCAUGCAUAAUGUUCAGUAUGUCAACAAGGCAUACAAAUAAUACAGCAAAUAAUUGCAAUUCAUGCUGGAAUUUAGCAACUAUUUAGCAUUAUUUUUCUGUCUUGAAACCGACAAGGGGUAAAUUCACCAUGUCUGUAAAGUUUAAUGAAUACUCCUAAAUGACUCAGUUUCAAGUAAGUAUUGGUACACAACUCCAAGAGCACUAAUGGCUGAAGUGCUCACAUAUUUUAUGUACCUACUGGACCUUGGAAAACCACCUGAGUGGACCUUCCCAUAGCAUUGACCAACCAAUGACUUAUAAUCAGUCCAUCACUUACUAAGAAGAACCAAAAACUGCCUGGCAAACACCACAGCCCUCCAAAACCAGUCAGCUGGAAGUGUGAUUGUGGACGAUGUGUGCUAGAUAGAUGCCAUACAGUGUUGUCGUUUACCUCAGUGGAAACCAAGAGCUGCUGGAUCUACAGUACAGUUGGCUAGCAGAUCGUGUUAUCACCCUGUAUAAAUAGCCUGUUGAACCUAACUACACUGCCCUGCUCUCCAUGCUUACCAAGGACAGCUCUAGCCUAUGCUCCUUGGCCAUUCAGGCACAGUAACGUCCCGUAUAGUCCCGUUUUCUCCCGCAACAUGCUUUGUUUUUCAACGUUAUAAUAUUACUACUAGAUAAAACAAAUAAUAACAUAGUAAUACCUGUUAAAUGUAUAUAACAGUAAAAUAAGUGUUAUUUAAGUUUUGGAUGUAGUAAUGUAAAUGUUCUGUACAUAAUGGUCCUAAAUAUUUAUAUAUAUUUUGUAACUACAGAACCAUUAUUUGUAUAACAUGAUGUAGAGAUAGAAAAGGCUUGCAUGUUUAUUUGUUGAUGUUGUGUCAUAUUGGAAUUAAAGUGGAUUUCAAUGAACAAUGGAAAUGUCACAUCUU
Molecule: messenger RNA, 4860 nt
Organism: Salmo salar (Atlantic salmon)
Lineage: Eukaryota; Metazoa; Chordata; Actinopteri; Salmoniformes; Salmonidae
Product: prickle-like protein 2
Molecular function (GO): zinc ion binding
Source: RefSeq, a predicted model, not a curated record